Messenger RNA from Babesia bigemina, 2397 nucleotides. RefSeq lists its product as hypothetical. Bases 1 to 2397 code for a protein of 798 amino acids. The transcript has a single exon. The record is from RefSeq and is a predicted model, not a curated record. Lineage: Eukaryota; Apicomplexa; Aconoidasida; Piroplasmida; Babesiidae.
AUGGAACGUGAAUUUGAGCAGAAAACGCAAGAUGCUAUUUACAAUCAAACGGUAAAGGAAUUGAAACUAGCAGAGCGCCAGAAGAAAGAUGCGGAACGUGAGGAACGAGAUGUAAAACACAUUGAUGAUGAGCUUAAGUAUAUAGAUCACAUAGAAAAACAGAAAUACGACAACCAGGUAGCGGAAGUAUCAGCGCUUGAUGGGAAUACAGUUGUGCUUCCAAAGACAUAUGGCAUACACGACUUAGACCCUUCCCUGCUAUUUUCCGGUACUGCAGCUCCUAGAUUAUCUCACGAUCCAGCGGUAUAUAGACGUAUCUAUGCGAGUGCUGCGGACCAUGUUGCAAACAUCGUAAAACAAAAGGUAGAUGAGCAAGACAUGAUUCAGAAUACUAAAACACGUCUUGGAAUGUUUAAUGGCGGUGAUGUCGAUAUUACAUACCCACUGCCAUAUAUGGCUCGUAACCCUGAUUAUUUAGAGCUUCAAAUUGACACCCCUAAGCGCGCAGUCCAAGACACCUUACAUGACAUGGAUCUAGAUGACCUUUAUUCCAACGCUGACAAUAUCUUGAGAGAUGAGUACAUAACUUCCGAUAUGACGUAUGGUAAAGACAAAGGCUUUUCAAGCGUCCCUCAGACUAAUUUCGAUUUGGACUUUGCACCCGGACGUAUUGGAGUUGAAGGCUAUGGAGAUCCCGGGAUGCCGCGUGACCCUUCCAGGGAGGUGUCUGAGCGCUUAGUUCCGGCAUUCGCUACUCCAGACAGCUGCCAAAAUCCCUGGUACGUUACCCCUUCAUCCACCUCUCCCACACCUCCAACCCCCGCACCUCUCCCAGUCACCGAUCAUCUGCCGCCCCCCAAAACCGUACGGGAAAUGCUCUACUGGUUUGUUGGAUUGAAUACACAAGGGUAUGUUGGAUUGAUUACAGACUAUAUCUAUAGCAUUUUGAAGGAUGCUAACAAAAAUGUCUCCAAGAUCUCAGAUGUUAUCGAAGUCACCGGGGACCCUACCAACCUGGAUGCUUCCCAUGUCGCCGACAAACUGACCGAGGCAUGUCUCUACGGGGCAAGCGUACUUUACAGGCUCAAAUAUCGUGAUGAUUACAAGGCUUAUAAUAAUUUAAAAUUCGAAUCGGAAUAUAGUAAGUUCCGUUAUGCCUCCGACCCCGCCGGUCUCCUCUGCCAGCUGCGUGACUACGUCUACGCCUGCCACCACCAGUUGGCAUUCCUGAAGGCGCAGUGUAAGCGGGAUAAACUAAGUGGUGGGUGGAAACAUUACCAUUAUGGCAGUGACAUCAAGACAUCGUCCCCCCUCCAGGCGUUCCUGACCGACGGCUGGGACUCCACCUUCAAGACUCACCUCUUCGACCCGUGCAACCUGUGCCUUAAGAGUCGUGUCAGGAUGGGAUUCAGAGAUAAGGAUUUGCCUAAGACAUCGCAACAGGGCAGUGUCAUUUCCACCAUCCUCACUCCCAGCUGCGGCGGUAGUGAUCCCCUGCUGACAUUGGCGUCCUACCUCAACUGCCUCACCAGGCGGACGCCGCGCACCACCGGGGAGCUUGUGUCGUACUUCCAUCAUUUCGGGAAUGAGCUGCACGAGUAUGCUUUGAAGGCACUUUCUUCACUAGGCACUGCCAUCACCAAGUCACAUGCCGACUGCCCUGACUGGGACUGUCUUGGUGCCUCCGACCUCCAAGCUGUCAGUGGCCUCCGAGGCUCCGAGGCUCUCAACAUGAUCUCCAAUAACAACCACGACAACGAGCAUCCCAAGACGCUGUCUACACUGGUUGGCUGCGGCAGUGACCCUGACAACUGCCCUCCGCAUUGCUCGCCCAUCACGUAUCGGGCCUACGCCCUGUACUCCCAGAGCUUCGCGCACACCUACCUCAGCUGGACGGUGUAUCUGCCGGACCUACUGUGGGAGUCACUCAAGAGACUACAUUAUGAUCUCAAGAAGCAUGUUAGCACCAAGUGUUCAUCCCUUUACUUGUGUUCCACUGCCCUGCCCCUCCUCUACACUCACGGGAUCACGCCACCGGAGGGCAAAUCGCAGUCGACAGUCAAGUGCUAUGAUGUUAUGAGUAAACUGAAAGAAAUUGUCGAUGGCAAGCCUAUCGCAUCACUCAUGACCGCCAUGGACAAUUUCCUCUACGGCAUCCGGGAGCCGUUCAUCUUCACUCUCGUGGCACUCUGGUCUCUCGCAUUCCUCGUCUUCGCCAACACGAUGCUGUACCGCCUGGACGUGCUGCGUAUACGAUCACACCUUAUCCGCACCAAAGCCUCCCACCACAUCGAUGUCAAGGCCCUGCUCACGAAAGGCCGGAAGAUGCUCUCACUUUACAAAGACGUCGACUACUUCGACGAGGACCCUAUUGGUUACCUUGGUGUUACGCACUAA